Molecule: messenger RNA, 986 nt
Organism: Salvia hispanica
Lineage: Eukaryota; Viridiplantae; Streptophyta; Magnoliopsida; Lamiales; Lamiaceae
Source: RefSeq, a predicted model, not a curated record
UGCUCAAUUAUUAUUUACUCACGUAUCCUCAUUUUUAUAUUUAAUUAAACAUUUUUCUUUCUUUCUUUCUUUUUCCUUUUCCUAAAAUUUUGUUUUCCACUCUUCAGAGCUCAUACAAAAACAGAUUUAUUAGCAUUCCGGCGAAUCCAAUUCUUUGUUUUCUUUCAUGGCCAAGGGUCGGAAACUGACCACCAGCCGCAGCGAACGCUUUUUAGGAAGUUUCGGCAGCCACACGGCGGCGAAUUCUUCAUCCGAGCUCAAAGAAGAAGACGUCUGGUCGGUCGCCGACGACACCGUCAGCGGCGAGGAUUUCUCAGCCGCAGACGGAGACUGGGGCACACGCGCUUCCGCUGACCGCAAUCGAAGCUUCGGCGGCUGCAGGGCCUCGCCGCGGUACCAAGCCGGCGGCCUGUCAUUAGCUUUCGACGACCCCAGGAGCGCCGCGUCGCAGAGGAUCAUCCACCAGUUCCACCUGCAGGAGGGAUCGCCACGUGGCCGCAAUAUGGCCACGUCAGCGCCCGUUAACGUGCCCGAUUGGUCCAAGAUAUACCGGGUCGACUCGGUGGAGUCGUUGCAUGACUCGGAUGACGGCUUGGACGACGCCGAGCUGGUCCCCCCACACGAGUACCUGGCGCGUGAGUACACACGCAGCCGGAACUCGGUGUUUGAGGGAGUGGGGCGAACGCUCAAGGGGCGCGAUAUGAGCCGGGUCCGAGAUGCGGUGUGGAGCCAGACCGGGUUCGAUGGCUGAUUAUGAUAUUCCUAUUGAUUUCGUCACUAGUGAAUUACUUAUUGUUUUUUUUAUAUUUUCCCCUUUAUGAUAAUUUGGAUUUUUGUGAUGGGAGAUGAGUCAGAGUUGAGUUGGAGGCCAUUGGGCCCUAAUCAAAAAAUUAGAUUGGUUUGUGUGUUUUUUUGGUUUAAUCCUUCUAUGUAUUGCUAUUUAAAUAUGUGGUCAUUAAUUUUAUCAAAGUGUAUUUUAUCUUCAA